Messenger RNA from Lodderomyces parapsilosis, 1332 nucleotides. RefSeq names its product Pex14p (gene PEX14). Bases 1 to 1332 code for a protein of 443 amino acids. NCBI's taxonomy places the organism in Eukaryota, Fungi, Ascomycota, Pichiomycetes, Serinales, Debaryomycetaceae. Gene Ontology annotation, biological process: protein import into peroxisome matrix, docking. Gene Ontology annotation, cellular component: peroxisomal membrane; peroxisomal importomer complex. Gene Ontology annotation, molecular function: signaling receptor binding. The record is from RefSeq and is a predicted model, not a curated record. The transcript has a single exon.
AUGAAUGACGAGUUGAUCAAUAGCGCCGUCUCAUUCUUGAGGGACCCGAAUGUGGCCUCAGCUGCAUUAGCUAAAAAAGUUGAGUUCUUGGAAUCGAAGGGGUUGAAUCAGGAAGAGAUUGAGGAAGCGUUGAAAAGAGUCAACGAAUCUGAUUCAUCGGCCACCAUUACCCCAUCAACUAGCAAUACAACAACUUCCACUACUACUAAUUCACAACAUGCAUCGCAACCACAACCUCAGUUGCCUAUUGAUUACUACAAUGUUGCACCACCCGUACCCGAGAGAUCAUGGAAGGAUUAUUUCAUCAUGGCUUCAGCAACAGUGGGGGUAACUUAUGGGUUGUACCAAGUUGUGACCAAGUACCUUGUACCAUCAAUUAUUCCACCUAGUCAGUCGUCUAUCGAACAAGAUAAGGAAGUUAUCAAUGAAGAAUUUAUCAAGAUAGACAAAAUCUUGGAGCAAUUAACAAAGGAACAAGAAGAGAUUAAAGCUGCUAAUGAGGAGAAGUUGAAGGAUAUUGAUACAGUUAUUGAAAAUAUCAAUGAUUUCCUAGCUAGGUAUAACAAGGACAAAUUCAAUUUUGAUGAUAAUUUGAAAUUGAUGAGAUUGGAGAUUGACAAUUUGAGCAACUCGAUUGAAAAAAAUAUGAAGUUGAACAAAGAAGAUGUCAAUUAUGAGUUGGUUGGGCUCAAGGAUGAAUUGCAAAGUUUAAAAAAUUUAAUCCAAGUUAGAGGAGCCAGCUCAUCUGGUAGUGGGGGUUCUAGUGGUGCUGCUGGAGCUAAUGGAACCUCCGGCAACACUGGUAGAAACAUUGCCCCUGUUUCAUCUAUUCCAUCAGCGAGUGAGAUAUUGAAACGUGCCAAAGCCAAGAAUGAAACACCUCCAGUAGCAACUUCAUCAACCACCUCAUCGGCCUCAACUGCUGAACCUCCUGCAUCCGCAGCACAACCAACAACUAAAAGCUCCUAUUCACAAACAUCGAAAUCAAAAGCGGACGACACUGCCAAUCCAAAAGAGUUGGGUGAACGUAGUGGUGGAUGGUCAGUAGGAAAAGUUAGCUCAGCUGGUAUUCCAGCAUGGCAAAUGAAACAUAGAGAAACUGAACUCAAGGCUGAAUCAAACGAAGAUGCGAACCUCGCAUCAGCCAUCCCAGCUUGGCAAAAGGAACAAGCCAAAUCAGAAGCUGAAAUUGACAACAAGAUCAAGAGUGCAGGUAUACCACCAUGGCAACUACAUUCUGCUGCCAACAACAAGUUAGAUGAUAAAUCAGAAGACAAGAGUAGUAGUGGAAUACCUUCGUGGCAAAGCGCAGCAUCGACCACCAACGUGUAA